AUUGUGUGUUUAUGCAUAUAUAAUUGACGACAUAGAGCCGAAAGUAUUUCAGGUGGACCAAUCUUCAUACAUCUUAACUGUAAGACAGGUUGAUGGACUUGGAAACUUUCUUGUUUGAUCCCCACCAUAUUUAUAAGAACAACUGGAUCUUCUUGAUGUGACAACAACCUUGGUUUGAGAAUCCUAUAGAUCAGUCUUUAAAGUACUAUCGAGAGACGAAGAUUUUUUAACCACACUCAUAAAUCUACACAUUGCGUAACAAUUUGUUUCAUAUUCUACCCUAUCAGAAGUUAUCGAGCAGUCGUCUUCAAUUAUUGUUGGAAGUGGGAACGAAAUUUUUGAUUCGUGUCAAAUAGAAUUUUCUACAUACAAAUUCACGGACAAAAAGAAGAAAGAUGAAUUCGAUUAUUAAAACAAUUUCCCCCAAGAUAUUGAGAAAAUUAAUGCACGGUUCACAGAUGCAUUUAACAGCAUCUUUAAGUCAAUGUCCUGGACCUUUGACCCAAUUCACCGACGAUGAAAUUAUGAUGAGGGAUUCGGUUGCAAAAUUGAGUAAAGAACAAAUUGAGCCGCUCGUGAAGAAAAUGGAAAAAGAGGGAAAACUUGAUGAUAAACUUGUGAAAACGAUAUUUGAAAAUGGGUUAAUGGGAAUGCAAGUGCCAGCGGAAUAUGGAGGCACUGAGAGUUCAUUUAUGUCGACAAUUUUGGCUGUCGAGGAAUUAGCAAAAGUCGAUGGAGCUGUUGCGGCAUUUGUUGAUAUUCACAAUACUCUAGUCAAUUCAUUAGUUAUAAAAGUGGCUUCACAUGAACAGAAACUCAAAUAUUUAACGAGAUUAGCACAAACUGAUGUUGGAAGUUUUUGUUUAACAGAACCUGGUUCGGGAUCAGAUGCAUUUUCUCUAAAGACUGUCGCGAAAAAAGAUGGAAAAGAUUACGUAUUAAAUGGAUCGAAAAUGUGGAUAUCAAAUUCUGAUAUCGCUGGAAUUUUUGUUGUAUUUGUCAACGCUAGUCCAUCUGAUGGAUACAGAGGAAUCACCGCAUUUAUAAUGGACAGCAAUUCACCAGGUGUCACUGUUGCCAAACCUGAAGAUAAAUUGGGUAUAAAAGCGUCGGGAACUUGUAUGAUUCACUUUGAAAACGUCAGGGUUCCAGAAGAAAAUAUAUUAGGGGAAUUCGGAAAGGGCUAUAAAUAUGCGGCGGGAUUUUUAAAUGAGGGGCGAAUUGGAAUUGGAGCGCAAAUGAUUGGAAUUGCUCAGGGUUGUUUGGAUGCAACGAUUCCUUAUACACUGGAGCGAAAACAAUUUGGAAACGACAUCUUUUCAUUCCAAUCGAUGCAACAUCAAAUCGCCCAGGUCGCCACCGAAUUAGAAUGCGCAAGAUUAUUAGUUUAUAAUGCUGCAAGAAUGGUUGAUGCCGAGCAAGAUGUUAUGAAAGAAGCAGCGAUGGCAAAAUUAUUCGCAUCAGAAAUUGCAUUGAAAGUGACAGCGAAAUGUAUAGACUUUAUGGGUGGAGUUGGAUUUACAACGGAUUUCCCCCAGGAAAAAUUCUUUAGAGAUUGUAAAAUUGGAACAAUCUAUGAGGGCACAAGUAAUAUGCAAUUGUCAACCAUUGCAAAAUGUAUUCGAAAGCAUUAUUCCUAAAUUUCCAAUUACAAAUUAUUCUCUGCGCAAUAAUUGAAAAUCUUCUCGAUGAGAAUUUUUUUUUUAUCGGGCACAUUAUCAGCCAUCGAAACAAAAGUAUUAUUUAAAAAAAAAACAUUCCUAGACUUGGUGAUAAUUAAAUUAUCGUCAGAAACAAAAAAAAAUAUCGAUGAUAAAAUAUUUUUUCAAUAAAAU
Molecule: messenger RNA, 1835 nt
Organism: Leptopilina heterotoma
Lineage: Eukaryota; Metazoa; Arthropoda; Insecta; Hymenoptera; Figitidae
Product: short/branched chain specific acyl-CoA dehydrogenase, mitochondrial
Exons: 9
Coding region: 396-1640 (414 amino acids)
Cellular component (GO): mitochondrion
Molecular function (GO): flavin adenine dinucleotide binding; acyl-CoA dehydrogenase activity
Source: RefSeq, a predicted model, not a curated record